Seriola aureovittata is the source of this 2032-nucleotide messenger RNA. Its product is annotated as transcription termination factor 1, mitochondrial. NCBI's taxonomy places the organism in Eukaryota, Metazoa, Chordata, Actinopteri, Carangiformes, Carangidae. The record is from RefSeq and is a predicted model, not a curated record. Gene Ontology annotation, cellular component: mitochondrial matrix. The transcript is spliced from 2 exons. Gene Ontology annotation, biological process: termination of mitochondrial transcription; regulation of DNA-templated transcription. Bases 139 to 1299 code for a protein of 386 amino acids. Gene Ontology annotation, molecular function: double-stranded DNA binding.
GUCAAGGCAAACAUGCCCCUUUCACCGACUUGGAAGCAGAGGACUGUGAGGAGCCGCACGACUAUAUCUAUAUAUAUAAGUGUGUGUAUAUGCUCCACAGACACUGGCGGUGAUGUUACACUGUAGACCUCAUUGAAAAUGGCAGUGGUACCUGGAUCGAGGGCUCUCAUCAGCCUCCAUCGAUCAGUGACGUUGCAGCACAGCUUUGGGCUCAUUAAAGUACAGUUGAGCGCAACAUGCCAUCCCAGGAGGCUUUGCAGUGCUCCUACAGGAAGCGACGAGCCGAAGCCUCAGGUGAACCCAGACAAUCAGUCUCUGCUGGAGAACCUUAAUCUCAUGGGAGUUGAUGUGAAGAUGGCACGCCAGCGCCAGCCUGGGGUGCUUCGGAAAGCCUUUACUAACGAGACGGGCCUUUUUCAGUUUCUGCAAGGCAAAGGUGUCAACCGCAAAAUAAUCGCCAGCAUCAUAUCCCGUUAUCCCCGCGCCAUCACUCGCUCGAUUGCACACUUGGAACAGCGCUGGGAGCUGUGGAGAAACAUCUUCAAGAUGGAUUCAGAGAUUGUGACCAUCCUGGAACGCUCACCUGAGUCUUUCUUCAGGUCCAGUGAUAAUGGGAACUUGGAGAAGAACAUAGUUUUUCUGUCCUCACUGGGACUGGACGCCAAAGACCUCCACCGGCUGCUGACCACAGCGCCACGCACAUUCUCCAACAGUUUAGAGCUCAACAAGCAGAUGGUGGAGUGUCUGGAAGACAUCUGUGCAGAGCUUGGUGGGAAGAACCCAGAGCAGUUUGUCAAAGCCGUCAUAUCCAGAAACCUUUACAUUCUCAUCCGAAGCACCAAGAGAGUCAGGACAAACAUUGAUAACCUGAGAACAUCUCUUAAGUUUAGUGACUCAGAACUGCUGGCUCUUUUGAAAGGCCCUGGAGCAGAGAUUCUGGACCUUUCAAAUGAGUAUCUGAAAAAUAAUUUUAACAGCCUUCAGCAGAAGAUGAUGUCACUUGGUUGUCAGAAAGCUGACAUCAAAAAACUAAUCAGUAGCUAUCCGAUGGUUUUGUACAUUGGGCCAAGCACAUUGAACUCUAAACUGGACUGUCUCCUGAGAGGAGGAAUAACAAUGAAGCAGAUACUGGAGAAGCCCAAGGUUUUGGACUACAGCACACAGAACAUUAUGGGGCGACUAGAGGAGCUGAAGAGAGUGGGAUAUGACUUCCAGAAGAAUGGCAUCAACAUCCUGGACUCGAGCAAAAAGCGGUUUCUUGCAAAGAUAGAAAAACUUCGUGCCUCACCAGAUGAAUGAAUGUAGUUGCUUGUAAUGUCAGACAAAGUUGGGGGAUGCUUUUACUUGAGCUUCAGCUUCAGGAUGAUCAUGUCUUCUGGUUUCAACAUUUAUUAAUUUGUCUUGUCACUAAAGUAUAAUUUCUGCCUGAUCUUUUGGAAUUCUUUUAUACACUCUAUCUUGUUGGACUGGAACUAAAUUCAUUAUCCAUCAAUCUGCUAAAAGAUUUCCUUGAUUAAUUGUUUGGUUUCUAAAAUGUCAGAAAAAAGUGAACAUGGCAAUCACACGUUUUCUAAUGCCCAUGGUGACAUCUUCAAAUUGCUGGUUUUGUCCAAUUAGCCGUCCAGAAUCCAAAGAUAUUCAUUUUAACAUCACAUAAGAUAAAGGAAAUAGCAAAUCCUCACUAUUUAGAGGAUGGAAGUUGUGAAUGUUUGGCAUUUUAGAAAAAUUACUUCAACAAAUAGAGUAUCAAAACAAGUGUCACUUGAUUUUAUGUCGACUGAUUGAUCAAUUAAUAGAAUGUGAACUGUUUUAGCUCUACUAUCGAGUAGUUUAUUGACAAUGAUGUUCUCUUUGAAACAUUGACAGCUGCUAAAAAAUCCCUCGCACUCAAUAUGCAUAUGCAUUGCUGUAAGAAUAUAUAUUUUUUCUUGUUCAAAUGUUUGUAAAUGACUGUACAUGUUGGAGAGCUGAAUUCAUGUGUAGAUGCAAUCUUGAAAUAAAAGUGAUGUCCAAACAAGGACAUAACAUCUGA